Messenger RNA from Halichondria panicea, 1637 nucleotides. RefSeq lists its product as uncharacterized. The record is from RefSeq and is a predicted model, not a curated record. Lineage: Eukaryota; Metazoa; Porifera; Demospongiae; Suberitida; Halichondriidae. The transcript has a single exon. Gene Ontology annotation, molecular function: oligosaccharide binding. The coding region runs from base 18 to 1508 and encodes 496 amino acids.
ACUCACACUGUAGGUAUAUGUGGCACUGUGUGCAGUAUAUAUAUAGGUGCAUGUCAGUCUAUCGUACAACAAGUCACGAAGGAAAGUUAAAAAAAUGUCCUAACUGCUGUCAACAACCAAAGAGUUUGCAGCAGCUAACAAUUCCAAUCAUGGAGCCUAAUGUAGCCUACAAUGUUGUUCCUACUACUAAGAACGUCACACAACAUGGAACGCAAGGUUCCCCUCAUCAAAUGGAAGAGAAUAUUGCCUAUAACAUCAUCGAUAAUGAGAAAUAUGCAACACUUACAGAUCAGAACAUUGCCUACAACAUUGUGGAGACAUCUACUGAAACACAAAGAAGUUGUAAAAAAAAUCCAGCCUAUAACAUUGUGGAAAAUGCCAACAAAAUUCGGAAAGACAGUCAAACACAAGAAACGGACGAAUAUGUAUACAUAGUGCCAAAUACAACUACGAGAAAAGAUGAGCACACAACAAACGAAUCUCAAAUGAGGACUCAACUAAAACACCACAGAGUUGUAUCCAUCCUAGCUAUUGUAUUUACUCUACUAUCUCUUACAUUAGCUGUGGCAGCACUGGUACACACGAGCAUAGAGUUAAGGAAUGUUAAUCAAGAAAUACCAUCAAUCACAAUAAUACUAAACAACAUUUCUGAUCAGAACAUAAAUUCUAUUCUUGAAGAACUUGAGCCAUUCUAUCUUGGAACAAUCAACAACCCAGCAAGCUCUUGCAGUGACAUUCCUCAAGACCGACCAUCUGGAGAAUACUGGAUCGCGACUGACAGUACUAGCGCUCCUGUUCAGGUCUACUGUGACAUGAAUCGAACAAGCUGUAGCUGCAAUACUGCAGGAGGAUGGAUGAGGGUAGCCAACCUUGACAUGACCAAUCCCAACCAAAACUGCCCAGAGGGAUUGAGACUGGUAACCAGGGAAGAACCACCAUUGCGUACUUGUGGCCGAGUAGAAGAACCAGGAUGUACUUCCACUACCUAUUCAACUUAUGGGGUGGAGUAUUCGAAAGUUUGUGGUCGAAUCAUUGCAUAUCAAAGUAGCACUUCGGAUGCUUUCGAUCCAUAUUUUGAUAAUAGAGCUUUAUCUAUUGAUGAUGGUUACGUUGAUGGUGUGAGCCUAACCCAUGGUCAGUCGCCUCGUCAGCACAUCUGGACAUUUGCUAAUGCAGUCCAGGAAACUCGAUCCGAUUCUGGUGUGUGUCCUUGCACAAGACCUGACCUGACCUACACUGGAGUUGUACCUCCCUUCAUCGAUCAAGACUACUUCUGUGAAACUGGAAGUCGACAAGAACGUAGAUUUAUCUUUUACUCUGAUGAUCCAGUCUGGGACGGUCAGGGAUGCGGGGGUAACAGUACUUGCUGUGAGUUCAACAAUCCACCGUGGUUCUGCAAGCAACUCCCUCAACCAACUACAGAUGAUAUCGAGAUGAGGAUUUGUGCUGAUCAAGCUCUUAUAGAUGAAGACACGCCCAUUGAGAUAAUAGAGAUGUACGUACGAUAAAACUUUAGAAUUGAAAACAUACUACAUAAGUAUACAUAUUGUAUAUAAUUAUUACACUGCUGGAAUGUAUGCACUUGCACUCAUGCAGGAAACUGCGCCAACACUAAACUCAGAAUCCGUUUUCCAAGA